ACGGCGGAAGCGGCGCCUCCUUUUCCUCGGCGGCGGCGGGUGGCGACGGGGAUGGCGCCGGCCGGGCUCGUGUGGUGCGUGGCGGCCUUGCUGGUGGCGCGCGGCCGGGCCGACGAGCACGAGCACACGUACCAAGACAAAGAAGAGGUUGUCCUGUGGAUGAAUACUGUCGGACCAUACCAUAACCGCCAAGAAACCUACAAAUAUUUCUCUCUCCCUUUUUGUGGUGGAUCAAAAAAGAGCAUUGAUCAUUACCAUGAAACACUGGGAGAAGCUCUUCAAGGUGUUGAAUUGGAAUUUAGUGGUUUGGACAUUAAGUUUAAAGAUGAUGUGAUGCAGACCACCUACUGUGAAAGAGAGUUAGACAAGCCAACAAGGGAUGCAUUUGUAUAUGCCAUCAAAAAUCACUACUGGUACCAGAUGUACAUAGAUGACUUGCCAAUAUGGGGUAUUGUUGGUGAAGCAGAUGAAAAUGGAGAAGAUUACUAUCUCUGGACCUACAAGAAACUUGAAAUAGGUUAUAAUGGAAACAGAAUUGUGGAUGUGAAUCUGACUAGUGAAGGAAAAGUUAAACUGGUUCCUAAUACCAAAAUCCAGAUGUCUUACUCUGUGAAAUGGAAAAAGUCAGAUGUGAAAUUUGAAGAUAGGUUUGACAAGUACCUGGACCCAUCUUUCUUUCAACACAGGAUUCACUGGUUUUCCAUCUUCAAUUCCUUCAUGAUGGUUAUCUUCCUGGUGGGCUUGGUGUCUAUGAUUUUAAUGAGGACGUUGAGGAAAGAUUACGCUCGCUACAGCAAAGAAGAAGAAAUGGACGACAUGGACAGAGAUUUAGGGGACGAAUAUGGUUGGAAACAAGUUCACGGAGAUGUCUUCAGGCCAUCCAGCCACCCGUUAAUAUUUUCAUCGCUGAUUGGGUCCGGCUGCCAAAUCUUUGCGGUUUCUUUCAUAGUGAUUAUUGUGGCGAUGCUGGAGGAUUUAUACACGGAGAGAGGAUCAAUGCUAAGUACCGCUAUUUUUGUUUAUGCUGCAACAUCCCCAGUGAAUGGCUACUUUGGAGGAAGUCUUUAUGCCAGACAAGGAGGAAGGCGGUGGAUAAAGCAGAUGUUCACCGGAGCCUUCCUGAUCCCUGCGAUGGUGUGCGGCACGGCCUUCUUCAUUAACUUCAUUGCCAUCUAUUACCAUGCAUCCAGAGCGAUCCCUUUUGGGACAAUGGUGGCCGUAUGUUGCAUAUGCUUCUUUGUUAUUCUUCCCUUGAACCUCGUUGGCACAAUACUCGGGCGAAAUUUGUCAGGCCAGCCCAAUUUUCCUUGUCGAGUCAAUGCUGUUCCUCGUCCAAUCCCAGAAAAAAAAUGGUUUAUGGAACCAGCUGUUAUUGUUUGCCUGGGCGGGAUUCUCCCAUUUGGAUCCAUUUUCAUUGAAAUGUAUUUUAUCUUCACCUCCUUCUGGGCUUACAAAAUCUACUAUGUCUAUGGCUUCAUGAUGUUAGUGUUGGUUAUCCUCUGCAUCGUGACAGUUUGUGUGACAAUUGUAUGUACGUACUUCCUACUAAAUGCAGAGGACUAUAGGUGGCAAUGGACGAGUUUUCUGUCCGCUGCUUCGACUGCAAUCUAUGUUUACAUGUAUUCCUUUUAUUACUACUUUUUCAAGACAAAAAUGUAUGGCUUGUUUCAGACAUCAUUUUACUUUGGUUAUAUGGCAGUAUUUAGCACAGCCUUGGGAAUAAUGUGUGGAGCUAUUGGCUAUAUGGGAACAAGUGCCUUUGUUCGCAAAAUCUACACUAAUGUGAAAAUUGACUAAGAAACUGAACUCUGAAACAGUCAACAUUUUAGGGGUGGGGUGGGGAGGGAACAGAGUAUAUAAACUUGCACACCAAAAAGCGCAAGAAGAAAAUCGUGUGUGUAACACUGGGCACUCUGUGGGUCUCUGUUUUGUGGAUCAUUUAAAGCAACAUCUGUUUUCAUUGAUCCUGCAUUCUUACUGACUUUCUCCAACUGUACUCAGCAAAUGCUUGGAUUUGUAUUCCGUAGGCAUUACCACAGUGCAGGCUAAUCUUCCCAAAAAGUAGCGCAUUAAAGAUGAAAUAGACUAGCUCUCUUCAGUGAAGAGGACAAAACUGUAUUUAAGCAUUUGUUCCAUUCAAUUAAAAAGGAAAGUGAGAAGGCGGCUCCUUAAACUAAGUAGUUACUAGUACUUAAAACAACACUCUUCCAGAAAGAUUUGUUCCCUCCAACUUUAAUGCUAUUUGACAGGGUAAAGUAACGCUGGGUGCUACCAGGUGUCAUUUGCAGUAUCAGCGUAUACACAUAACACACGUUUAUUCGAACAUGGCAAAUAAUUUGCAUGCAAUGUCAACUUACGACUCUUAAUUGGGCCAGUUUCCCAUCCAUUCAUCUUUAAAGGAAUAUCCAGCUAUAUCUGAGAUCCAUCCAUCCAAAGAAACUUUGAAUACUAAAGGUGGAGUUCUCUGCACUGUAAUUUGUUUGUACAGUUAGGAAGCAAAAAUGUUUAAACGAAGACGAUGCAAUCUGUUUUUAUUAAACACUUGGAGGUCUAGAUUAAAGAAGAAAUAACUGAAUGUCUGUAAUUUCUCUAUUUCUUUUUCUUUUCUUUUUUUUUUGGUUCCAAGCUGGUUCUCCUUUUUCUGUCCCCCAAGGUUGGAGUGUUUCAUUGAUGAUUUAAAAGGAGUAAUAAGUGUAUAAAACAUUAAAUAAUGUAACUUAGAUGUAGCUCCCAAAUGUAUUUGGAUGUACAGAUUUACUAAAGAAUACUUUUUUCUGAUGA
Messenger RNA from Eublepharis macularius, 2781 nucleotides. RefSeq names its product transmembrane 9 superfamily member 3 (gene TM9SF3). Gene Ontology annotation, biological process: protein localization to membrane. The transcript is spliced from 15 exons. Gene Ontology annotation, cellular component: membrane. The record is from RefSeq and is a predicted model, not a curated record. Bases 52 to 1797 code for a protein of 581 amino acids. Lineage: Eukaryota; Metazoa; Chordata; Lepidosauria; Squamata; Eublepharidae.